Molecule: messenger RNA, 727 nt
Organism: Anastrepha obliqua
Lineage: Eukaryota; Metazoa; Arthropoda; Insecta; Diptera; Tephritidae
Exons: 2
Coding region: 11-727 (238 amino acids)
Molecular function (GO): catalytic activity
Source: RefSeq, a predicted model, not a curated record
CUGAGGCUAGAUGCUGAAAGUCCUUCAGAUAAACCUCCACAAAAGUAAAAACGCCUCAGCCGAGCUCCUGCUCAACAUAGAGGGAGUCGGCUACGAUGUGGCUCUAGUCCAGGAACCAUGGAUAGCGUCGGGCAACAUAGUCUCCGGUCUAAAGUCACAAAACUACAACACAUACAUCCCGAUUGUAAAAAAUAAGGUAAGAACAGCGAUAUUAGUCAAAAAAAGUAUAUGUUCUUAUAUUGAUCACAAUCUCUCUUCAGACGAUCUGACAGUGGUGGCGCUGGAGGGCUGCAAGGAUGAGACGCUACUCUUUGGGUCCUGCUAUAUGCCACAUGAUGAGGAAGCACCACAAGCGGAACUUCGGAAGCUGGUAGAAACAGCUGCCAGAAAGAAGCAUGCUCUGGUGGUAGGGACGGACGCAAACGCACAUCACACAGUCUGGGGAAGUGCAGACAUAAACGACCGAGAGUGGUGUGCAUUCACGUCACCACCCAGUAUUAAUCUGCAUUUGGAGGCUUCGCUGUCCGAUAUCAAAUCUACCAAUAGUUGUGGUGGUACAGGUUCUUCGUGGGCCAAGUACAUCGAUGCCAAACGAAAUUCGAUGUCAACUGCUUCCCAGCUUACCGUAGUGAAAUCUUCGUUGCUAUAUUUUGGGAUUAAGAAAACGUUAAGUUUAGAUUUAGCUAGUACGCAUGUCCUACUUUUACCUGCACAGCUGGCAGCGUGA